CUCUUUACGGACCAUCCAGACUUAAAACUGUGAUAUGUCUCAGAAAUCGAUAAAACAAAUAUUUUCCUCAACAGAGGACAAAACUACCAUAGCAAAGGAGGAGGAGCAAAUGAGCCAUCCCAGAGUCUAUAGAGGAGAAGAGGCACAUGGGCUCCCCACUCAGACUGGCAUAUGUGAUAGUGUCUAGUGGUAAUUUAGUAGAUUUGUUCAUUCUCAACUAGUCUCGUUGAACUGUACAUAAUUUAAGUUGGACUUUUAUUUUCUGUUACGUGCACAGAGUGAACCAGCUGACAAGUGUCGGUAGAAGCUGACGGAUAAACACUUCACUCAGCACCGGGAGAGAAUUCAACGGAGAAAUAAUAUGUCUGAUGAGAAAUCGAAGUUGACUUACGUGAUAACUGGAGGAUGCGGUUUUCUCGGCCAGCAUCUGUUGAGAGUUUUAUUGGAGAAGGAAGAAAAUAUCAAGGAGAUAAGGCUUUUCGAUAAAAACCUUUUCCCAAGUCUGCAAAGUCACAGUACAGAGCAUGUGAAGGUGGUGGGAGUACAGGGAGAUAUAACAGAUUAUGGGAGUGUGCGUGAUGCCCUUCAAGGAGCAGACCUUGUUUUUCACGCAGCUAGUUUGGUUGACGUGUGGUAUAAAGUCCCUGAGAAGGCCAUCUAUGCUGUCAAUGUGCAAGGGACAGAGAAUGUAAUAAACGCAUGUGUGGAAAUCGGUAUUCAGUAUUUGAUCUAUACAAGCUCCAUGGAGGUGGUUGGUCCAAAUGUAAAAGGAGAUACAUUCAUCAGAGGGAAUGAAGAUACUCCAUAUAAUAUAUUCCACGAGAUGCCCUACCCUAGGAGCAAAGCUGCGGCUGAGAAAAUGGUGCUGGCAGCCAAUGGCACAAAGGUAAAGGGAGGGAACACUCUCUACACAUGCUCUCUGCGGCCAACAGGUAUCUAUGGGGAACAGCAUCAGCUCAUGAAAGACUUUUAUCUGAAUGGGGUCCGUACGGGUGGUUGGGUGAUCAAAGGAGUUCCACAGAGCACAGAGCACGGACGGGUCUAUGCAGGGAAUGUGGCAUGGAUGCACUUGCUAGCAGCACGUGCUCUGCGAGAACAUCCCGAUAGGCUGGGUGGGGAGUUUUAUUUCUGCUAUGACGACUCACCAUAUAAGAGCUACGAUGACUUCAACAUGCAAUUCCUGUCGGCCUUCAACUUUCGCUCGUUGCACAUGCCAGUGUGGGUGUUGUGGUUCAUAGCAUGGAUGAAUGACAUAAUACGCUGGCUGCUGAAGCCCUUCUACAACUACACACCGCUGCUCAACAGAUACACACUGGCUGUGGCCUGCACAUCCUUCACCGUCCGCACAGACAAGGCGUUUUGUCACUUUCAGUACCGACCACUCUACAGCUGGGAAGAGUGCCUGGCCCGCACACAGAGCUGGGUCAACACAUUCCCUUCAGAAACUCGCACUAAAGACACUUAACGGCUGCUUCAGUGUCAGGAGGACAGUUUGUUUAAACACAUCUGGGGUCAAAUAUGAAAGAUGAGAGCGUGUCAUGACGCAUGUCAUGACUUUUCGCCUGAUGAUGAAUAUUUGAUUGUGUUGCAGUAUUAAGUGUGUAUAUUUACAUAAGUACACUUAAACAGAACACCUCUUAAUCAAAUAUAAUGUGAUACAACUGUUAGAUGAAUAAAGAAAAUAUUUAAUUAUUGAUGUAACAGUAACAAAUGGGAGCAUAAUCUUUACAAAACAUACACGCACUUUCACGCAAAAUGCACAAGAGGCUAUUUUGCUAGUAAUACUAAGCAUUUUGUGUUCUGUUGAUCUGAUGUACUGAAUGUACUUUAUCGUUUAAUAAGUGUCAUAUAAUCCACCAUAUAUAGGUGUAUAUUUAUACAUUUAUUCGUCCAAAUGAUUUCACAGUAAUAUUUCAUAACAUCGUUUUAAACUUUUUUUAGACAAUUAUGUGCUUAUAAGUACAAGCAUUUAAAUUAAUUGUUUAUUUUGUUUUAAAUAAAUAUUUAAUUUUUGUAUGUAACAUUGUAAAAACACUUAAAUGUACAACAGCAUCGCUGUCAAUAGAAUAAAAUAGUUGUGAUUAAUCUCA
Labeo rohita (rohu) is the source of this 2090-nucleotide messenger RNA. It is a transcript of the gene hsd3b7, whose product is annotated as hydroxy-delta-5-steroid dehydrogenase, 3 beta- and steroid delta-isomerase. Gene Ontology annotation, biological process: steroid biosynthetic process. The record is from RefSeq and is a predicted model, not a curated record. Gene Ontology annotation, molecular function: 3-beta-hydroxy-Delta5-steroid dehydrogenase (NAD+) activity. Lineage: Eukaryota; Metazoa; Chordata; Actinopteri; Cypriniformes; Cyprinidae. The coding region runs from base 362 to 1465 and encodes 367 amino acids. The transcript is spliced from 6 exons.